Molecule: messenger RNA, 1865 nt
Organism: Lutzomyia longipalpis
Lineage: Eukaryota; Metazoa; Arthropoda; Insecta; Diptera; Psychodidae
Product: facilitated trehalose transporter Tret1
Exons: 4
Coding region: 319-1803 (494 amino acids)
Biological process (GO): carbohydrate transport; transmembrane transport
Cellular component (GO): membrane
Molecular function (GO): sugar transmembrane transporter activity
Source: RefSeq, a predicted model, not a curated record
AUUGUUCCACGAAAGUUCGUAGCAGAAAGUGAAAAGGUUGAUCAAUUUAUUCCAAUUUGGUGUAUCCGUUCUCCUUUUGAAAGAAAUAUUUCUUCGUAAAGUGCAAAACAUUUAUUUUUCUAAAGUGAUCAUAUAUAGUGAAUUAAAUUCAUGGUGGGAUCCUAUUGUGUUGGUGGCAGAGUGUUAAUGGUCCAGUGUGCUUAUGCUGUAUGAGUGGCUUUUUCCUCUAUCAAUUUUGCAUUUCUCAACGCACACACAGUGAAGAAAAGAAGAAGUGAGAUUACUCCCCAGAUUCAGCUGAGAUCCCAGGCAUAGUCAAUGAAUCCAGCUGAACUCAACUAUCAACCAGUCAGUACGUUUGAGUCGACCGACCGAGAAUUCUCCAAGACUGAGAAGUUCAUCAUGGAGAAAGGAAAGUCCUACAGGCAAUUCUUGGCUGGUGUUGUUGUAAAUAUCGCGAGUUUGGCUUUGGGAACAACCCUAGGAUGGACAUCUCCUGUAUUCCCAAAAAUAAAUUACAGCAAUGAUACUGCUGUGCCUGAUACUCCGUUGGAAGGACUUCCAACAGCUGAUGAAUUAUCAUGGAUUGGAUCUCUUGUUGCUCUUGGAGCUCUUAUUGCGCCCUUUAUUGCGGGUCCACUGGCGGAUAAGAUUGGCAGGAAAUGGACACUACUGUCCAGUACUGGCUUUUUCGCAAUAUCCUGGAUACUCCUUGUAACAACCAAUAACAUUCCACAGAUGUACGUUGCUCGUCUCUUCCAGGGUUUCGGUGUUGGUUUCGUGAUGACCGUUCAAACGAUGUACAUCGGAGAAAUUUCCUCUGAUCAAUUCCGUGGGGCCCUAGGUUCCUUCAUGCAGCUUUUCAUUGUCACAGGGAUCCUCUACGUCUACGCAAUUGGGCCUUUUGUAUCCUACGUGCAACUGCAGUGGAUAUGUUUGAUCCCACCACUAGCCUUUGCAGCAGGAUUUUUCUUCAUGCCUGAAACGCCAUACUACUACACAGGGAAAGGAGACAAAACCAACGCAGUCAAGUCUCUGCAAUUCCUACGGGGAAAGUCAGCUGAAGGAGUCCAAGAAGAAGCACUAAAAAUACAAGAAGCUGUAGAAGAAGCCAUGAAGAAUAAGGGAACAAUUAAGGAUCUUGUAGGAAACAAGGGGAACCUCAAGGCUCUGAUCAUUUGCGCAGGAUUAAUCUCAUUUCAACAACUUUCUGGAAUCAACGUGGUGCUAUUCUACAGUCAGAUCAUCUUUGCCAAAACCGGAAGUUCUCUCGAACCAGCAAUAGCGACAAUUAUUGUAGGAAUUGUUCAAGUUAUUGCUAGCGGACUGACACCACUUGUAGUGGAUCGUCUUGGACGUAAAAUCAUUCUCUUGGUUUCUGGAGCAGGCAUGGCAGUUUGUCAUGCCCUACUUGGACUCUACUUUUUCCUGGACUACCAAAAAUCCGAAGUUGUACCAAGUAUCGGAUGGCUACCCAUUCUCUCAGUUAUUGGAUUCGUUUCAGUUUACUGCAUAGGAUUCGGGCCACUUCCUUGGGCAGUUUUAGGAGAAAUGUUCCCUGCCAAUGUGAAGUCGAUUGCUUCAUCAAUUGUUGCUUCAACGUGCUGGGUUCUUGGUUUCCUCGUAACCAAGUAUUUCAGUGCAAUGGAUGAGGCUUUGGGGAGUCACUGGGCAUUCUGGAUCUUCGGUAUAUUCUGCUGUGGAGCUUUUGCUUUUACAUUUACAAUUGUUAUGGAGACUAAAGGACUAAGUCUUCAGGAAAUUCAAAACCGGCUAAAUGGUCGUACUGCUACUGACUUUUAAUACCAAAAUAUAAAUUAGAUGACUGUACUAUGUAAUAAGGUGCUAAAUAUAUUUUAAUUUGA